UUCCGACGACAAUAAUCUUCAAAAACAUUUUUUAAAUUAUAACGUUGAUUUAUUAAAUUUUCAAAAGAAAAAAAGUCAAUUAGGUGUCAGUAUGCACAUUUUAACGAAAACCUUAUGGAUUGUCAUCUUCAUCAUUUUAAUUUCAGAAACUACAAUGUUUGUGAAACAUACAUCAUACAGUAAAGAAGAUGAAAAUGAAGAAAAAAACAUUUUGAAUAUUACAUUGAUAUAUGAUAUAAACACAGUGAAAAAAGUAAAAUUUGAUCUUAAUGAAUUAUUUCUACAAGAGACAAUUGUUCCUCUCACAUUUUUUUUCUUUAUGUUUACUUUAAUAUUAUUAUUAAUUAUGAUUGUGAUUUGGUUCUGGUGCCCAAAUUUGCUACGUGAUAAUUUAUAUGUGCCUGAUAUGUCUCACCUUUUUCGUCGUUCUCAAUCUCAUCAACCUCGUGUCCGACAACUAACCCAUUACCGGGCUGUAUAUACAAGAAGAAAUGAAUCGAUUGAGGGCAACGAAAAUACAGAAGAAAAUUGUUAAUUUACUAUCUUUCUAUUAAUGUUACUUUAUAAUGCAUUAUUUCACUUAUUGAUAAUACUUUUAAAAUGCAUUAAAAAUUAUAUUUAAUUUGAUUCGGACUUAAUAAGUCUUCAAAAGUUUAUGGUGUAAAAGAAGGAGAAAUAAAACUAUCGACAUAAAUUCACAACAUCGAUUAC
Linepithema humile (Argentine ant) is the source of this 711-nucleotide messenger RNA. The record is from RefSeq and is a predicted model, not a curated record. NCBI's taxonomy places the organism in Eukaryota, Metazoa, Arthropoda, Insecta, Hymenoptera, Formicidae.